UGUCAUAUGACUGAGGAGCCCAUGGGGGUGGCGGGGCCGUAGGAGCGGGGCCGCAGCGAGCGCCCAGUCGAGCGACCCGGGGGACGGCGGCAUGGCCCCGACGCUGUUCCAGAAGCUCUUCAGCAAGAGGAGCGGGCUGGGUGCGGCGGGCAGAGACGCCCGCGACCCCGACUGCGCGUUCAGCUGGCCCUUGCCAGAGUUUGACCCAAGCCAAAUUCGACUGAUCAUUUAUCAAGACUGUGAAAGACGAGGGAGAAAUGUAUUGUUUGACUCCAGUGUUCCGAGGAAAAGUGAGGACUCAUCAGUAUCAAAGCUCUGUAGUGAUGCUCAAGUUAAAGUCUUUGGGAAAUGCUGCCAACUAAAGCCUGGAGGAGACAGUUCAUCUUCUUUGGAUAGUUCUAUCACUUUAUCUUCUGACGUCAAAGACCAGUGUCCCAAGUAUCAGGGUUCUCGGUGCUCUUCUGAUGCCAAUAUGCUUGGAGAGAUGAUGUUUGGCUCAGUAGCGAUGAGUUACAAAGGAUCCACUUUAAAAAUCCAUCAGAUCCGCUCACCUCCACAGCUCAUACUUAGCAAAGUUUUCACUGCACGGACUGGCAGCAGCAUCUGUGGAAGUCUUAAUACACUGCAAGACAGUCUUGAAUUCAUCAAUCAGGACAGUAAUACAUUAAAGACUGAUAACACAGUUAUUAAUGGACUGCUUGGAAAUAUAGGUCUUUCACAGUUCUGCAGCCCCAGGCGGGCGUUCUCUGAGCAGGGUCCGCUCCGCCUGAUCAGAAGCGCCUCUUUCUUUGCAGUUCAUAGCAACCCGAUGGACAUGCCCGGAAGAGAGCUGAACGAGGACCGAGACAGCGGCAUUGCACGCUCCGCAUCUCUUAGCAGCUUGCUUAUCACCCCAUUUCCCUCCCCAAACUCUUCACUUACCCGAAGCUGUGCCAGCAGCUACCAGCGACGUUGGCGACGCAGCCAGACAACAAGUUUGGAAAAUGGGGUAUUUCCUAGAUGGUCUGUAGAAGAAAGCUUUAAUCUGUCAGAUGAAAGCUGUGGACCUAACCCAGGAAUUGUAAGGAAAAAGAAGAUUGCAAUUGGGGUAAUCUUUUCAUUAUCCAAAGAUGAAGAUGAAAACAACAAGUUCAAUGAGUUCUUUUUUUCACAUUUUCCUCUGUUUGAAAGCCAUAUGAACAAACUAAAGAGUGCAAUAGAGCAGGCUAUGAAAAUGAGCCGGAGAUCAGCUGAUGCCAGUCAGAGAAGUUUGGCAUACAGUCGAAUAGUUGACGCCCUAAAUGAAUUCAGAACAACAAUUUGUAAUCUUUACACAAUGCCACGAAUUGGGGAGCCUGUCUGGCUUACAAUGAUGUCAGGGACUCCAGAAAAGAACCAGCUUUGCCAUCGUUUGAUGAAGGAGUUUACUUUUCUAAUGGAGAAUGCAUCCAAAAAUCAAUUCUUGCCAGCUCUCAUUACUGCAGUUUUGACCAAUCAUCUUGCCUGGGUUCCAACAGUCAUGCCAAAUGGACAGCCACCCAUAAAAAUAUUUUUAGAAAAACAUUCCUCUCAGAGUGUGGACAUGUUGGCAAAGACUCAUCCAUAUAACCCACUUUGGGCACAGCUGGGAGACUUGUAUGGCGCGAUUGGCUCUCCUGUACGGUUAGCGAGGACGGUGGUAGUUGGCAAACGGCAAGACCUAGUCCAGAGACUGCUUUAUUUUCUUACUUACUUCAUAAGAUGCUCUGAACUUCAGGAAACUCAUCUUUUAGAGAAUGGAGAAGAUGAAGCCAUUGUGAUGCCAGGCACAGUGAUUACUACCAGCUUAGAGCGAGGGGAAGUGGAGGAUUCAGAGUACGUGCUCAUCACAAUGCACAGAAACAAAAGCCGUUUGCUCUUUAAAGAGUCUGAAGAGACAAGAACUCCUAACUGUAACUGUAAAUAUUGCAGUCAUCCACUCCUCAGGCAAAGUACGGAGAACGUGUCCCAACAAGAGAGAGAAGAUAGCCAAGACAGCUCUAAGGAACUUGUAGGAAUUUCAGAUGAAUGCCGAAUGAUUUCUCCUCCUGACUGCCAAGAAGAAAAUGUUGUUGAUGUUAAACAAUAUAGAGAUAAAUUAAGAACUUGCCUUGACAGCAAGUUAGAGACUGUUGUUUGCACAGGAUCUGCUCCAGUAGACAAGAGUGUUUUGUCAGAGACAGGCUUAGAGCCAACAGAAGGAACAUGGCAGAGUACAAGCUUGCUGGAUGCAGAUAGUCAUACAGACAAGGAGAUGAGAUCCACAGGGAUAGCUGUGGAAAAGAAACCUCCAGACAAGACUGUGCGUGGCGCACUUUCUUGUGAGGUAAUUCAGACAAAAGUUACUUUCUUGAUUGGGGAUUCUAUGUCACCUGAUUCAGAUACAGAACUUCGGAGUCAGGCAGUAGUGGAUCAGAUUGCCAGACAUCACAUCAAACCAUUGAAGGAAGACAGAGGGGUGACUGAGAAGCAUCAAGAAAGUAAACAGACAUCUAAGGACCAAUCUGGAGAGUCUAAUACACAGAAUGUGGUUUCUGGUGAGCCCUGUGAACUUCCAUGUUGGAAUCAUUCAGACCCAGAAAGCAUGAGUUUAUUUGAUGAAUAUUUUAAUGAUGAGUCAAUUGAAACCAGAACUAUUGAUGAUGUUCCAGUUAAAUCAAGUACAGACAGCAAAGAAUAUUGCUAUAUGUUAGAGUUUCCAAAAAGGCUGUGUACAAAAAGUAGCAAACAGGGGAAUGAAUUUUGUAAAUGUAUAGAAACAGUUCACCAAGAUUCAUGUAAAACCUGCUUUCCUCAGCAGGACCAAAAAGAUACACUCUCCAUGGUUAUCCCCCAUGGGGAUAAAGAGAGUUCAGAGAAAAAAAUUGCUACAGGAACUGAAUGGGACAUUCCAAGAAAUGAAAGUUCAGAUAGUGCCCUUGGAGAUAGUGAAAGUGAAGACACAGGCCAUGAUCUGACAAGACAAGCUAGCAGUUACUAUGGAGGAGGAGAGCAAGAAGACUGGGCAGAAGAGGAUGAGAUCCCUUUUCCUGGGUCAAAGUUAAUUGAAGUGAGUGCUGUUCAGCCCAACAUCGCCAACUUUGGGCGAUCCUUGCUGGGUGGCUACUGCUCAUCUUACGUGCCUGACUUUGUCCUUCAAGGGAUUGGAAGUGAUGAGCGGCUCCGUCAGUGUCUGGUGUCAGAUUUGUCUCAUGCUGUGCAGCAUCCAGUGUUGGACGAACCAAUAGCAGAAGCUGUUUGUAUCAUAGCUGAUACAGAUAAAUGGACCGUUCAAGUGGCCAGCAGUCAGAGACGAGUGACAGAUAAUAAACUGGGGAAGGAAGUGCUGGUUUCUAGUCUUGUUUCCAACCUGCUUCAUUCCACUCUUCAGCUUUAUAAGCAUAACUUGUCUCCAAACUUUUGUGUAAUGCACCUUGAAGACCGGUUACAGGAAUUAUACUUCAAGAGCAAAAUGUUAUCUGAGUACCUGAGGGGACAGAUGCGUGUUCAUGUCAAGGAGCUGGGAGUGGUUCUUGGGAUUGAAUCGAGUGACCUUCCACUUCUGGCGGCUGUAGCAAGCACUCAUUCUCCAUAUGUCGCUCAGAUACUCCUUUAGCAUGGAAGAAGUAACUCUGGUGGAAAGUUAAACAGAAAUCAACAAAGCAGGCAUAACAUGUACUUAUGGGGGUUUUUUGUUGCUCUUGUUCUGUUUUGUGUUUGUUUUUAUUUUUCCUGCCUAGGCAUCUAUGUGACUGAGUCCUCUCCAGGAUACCGUGUUGCAUUGCAGAGUCUGUGUGGACUACGAGCUUUUUCUUUUUAACUGGAUCUCUGGGUAGCAGUAGAUUUUCAACCAGUGAACCUAAAGCAGCAUAAAUAAUUUUGGGGGAAGCAUUUGAAAAAGCCAAAGUGUAAUUAAAGUGUAAUUUAGAAAUUUCUAUGACAUGAAUAUCUAGGAAUUUCAUGUAAUCACUACAAUGUUGUUACAAACUCAUCAGACAACUCAGAAAUACUCUUUUCGUUAAUUUUUUAAGCCUUUAUUUCUAAGGUACACAAAUCUACAAGACCUUAAUUUGUUGUUUUGUAAUUCAAAUUAACAAAUUUUUGGUUAUUUCUAAGUAUUUCAAACAACCUGUUAAUUACAAGAAACUAGAUUAGUGAAAAUGUGCUAUGUUAUCCAUCCACGUGUACAUAUGUAUCUAUUUUUUGAAAAAGCAGGGGUAGAAAUACAAUAUUGAUAAACAUGCAUUUUUAAAAAAUAUUUUCAUCUAAUACUGUAUGUAAUGUUGAAAUCACCUUCUGGUGAUUUUUUUCUGUUUCACACACUCUAAAAUAUACUUAAAGCCAAACUUUUUAAAGGCUAAAGAAUGUAGAUUCCCUAAAAAAGAAUACUACUUUGUAUCAUUUGUUUUGUAUACGUACCACACGCUAAAUGAUUAUGCCACUGGAGCGCCUUACCAUUUGUUUUCUAAGUAUGAGCUAGUUCUUACUGAUAUUUACAUACUAAUUUAAUAAAUAAAAAUUAGGAUUAAAAAAAUGAACCAAAGCAUUGGCAAAAAUAAUACUGUUUUCUUUAAAUAUGCUCAGGUAGCUUCAGUCCUCAACCCAGAUGAGCAAAAUAUUGUUUCACAUUUACACUGAUAGAAGUAAUAAAUUUUAAAAACAUUCUCUUUUCUCUUAGCGUUCCUUUCUUCUAAAUGCUGAUUUUUUUUCAAAGAUUUCUACUUUUCAGUUGUUACCGUCUUUGUAUAUAGUGUAGAAUGUUGCUUAUGAGAAAGACUAAUAAAGAACCAAACUCCUGUAUAUUAUGUAAAUAAAAAGGUGAGUAGAUGAUGUUUUCAGAAUGCUCCACUACCUCAGUCUACUUGAAUACUGAAUUGUAGCUUAUUCUUUGCUUGUGUAGUCUAAGAUACAGAUAAUGCCAGAAUUAGAGCUGGUUUUUGCAUUCAUUGACUAUUCUUAGAAAGAAAAAGACUUGCCUAUUUAGUUACUGAAUACCUUUACUAUAUAACACAUACAUACGUGCUAUUUAAAUUUUUCAAUGAUUAAUGAAAAUUUUCUGUGGUUUAUAGUCUUCAGAACCUUGAGUUUAUUGUGUUGGAUCAUAUUUUUGCCUUGCUCUUUGUUCAAGAGAAUUCCAGCUAGACAAAGAAGAAGCAAUUGUUUUAAUGGAAUGCAAACCCAAAAGCUAAGGUGCCUGCAGUUGGGCCCGUGUUCUAUUAGCUGAUCACAGUAGUUCCUAAGUCUCCCAUGGAUGACUUGCUGCCAAAGAGUGUUUCUGAAUAUGCUUUCUUUGGCUCACUUGUAUUAUUCCAUUCAUUAGUGAGUGAUUCUGUUGUGUAUUGUUGGAGUUCAGUGAGUAGAUUUCUGUUCCUCUUUGAGCCAUUGUACAUUAUUUUUUGAUUGUGGCUCGGAAUAAUAUGUAGCAGGUAGAUAGUGUCUGUUUCUGGGUGUUAAUCAUCAGACUACGGUUAGUUCUGUCUAUAUGAAAUCUCUCAUUACUGUUUAGUAGUUCUAGUCUUUAGUAAGUGAAUGACUCAUGCUGUUACUCUUAAAACUAAGCUUUGCUGGAUAUAAAAGGCUAUCAUUUCUUAAAGAAUUGUUAAUCCUUACAGGAUUCCUGAGUUCUGUAAUUCCAAUCCUUGUAUAAUUUGUACUGCCUUUAUUAAUCAUCAUUGUUCUUUCUUUACACAAAGCCCAAGGAGUGAGCUUCUUUAAAGCUUGGUUGUGAUGAAUGUGAAAAGAGUUUUGGCUUGUUUAAAGUAAUUUUUUGAGCCAGGCGUGAUGGCACACGCCUUUAAUCCCAGCACUCGGAGGCAGAGGCAGGCGGAUCUCUGUGAGUUCAAGGCUAGCCUGGUCUACAUAGUGAGUUCCAGGACAGCUGGGGCUACAGGGAGACCCUGUCUCAAAAAGACCAAAAAAUAAUAAUAAUAAUUUUUAAGUACUUAAUGGUACAGACAGAUAUGUGCUACAUAUUACAAACACCUGUUGGUUGCAAUAGAAAAUUUAAAAAGGGAUUUUAUAGAUUUAAAACUAAGUUUUCUGUACAUGUAAACUAAUUGGUUUGAUUUUAAGUAUCAUGGCAUUUAUUAAUAUGUCUUAAUUUUGAGUUUGAAAAUAUUAAGUGCAAUAAACAUACUAGUACAGAUUUCAUUUUCUUGCAAUUGGCAUACACUUCAGAUGAUUACUUAAAACAAUUUAUAUAAUGCCUACUUCUGGUAGUUGUCAUGAGAAUGUUCUGCUUUCUCUUAAGUUAUUUAGAUGGUGGAUAUAUAAAUUGUACAGAUUUGUUUCUUGUUCUGAAUACAUUUCUCAAGUGUACACCUGUAUUAUAAUAACCUCCCAAUUAUAGGGGAAAUUUGUGCAAUAAACACACAUGUCAAUUUGAUGGGUAA
Molecule: messenger RNA, 6368 nt
Organism: Nannospalax galili (Upper Galilee mountains blind mole rat)
Lineage: Eukaryota; Metazoa; Chordata; Mammalia; Rodentia; Spalacidae
Gene: Fnip1
Product: folliculin interacting protein 1
Exons: 18
Coding region: 92-3592 (1166 amino acids)
Cellular component (GO): cytoplasm
Molecular function (GO): protein-folding chaperone binding; ATPase inhibitor activity
Source: RefSeq, a predicted model, not a curated record